CCAUGUAUACUUAAAUUUAGUCCGUAUGCUGGUAAUACCUGACACCACAAGAAGUUACCGUUCCAGGAGGCAUGAUCUACUUUCCUUCAGCAGCCAGCUGGAUGGCAGGCCCUGAGCUGAAGUUGGGAAUAAGGCCCUUGGCACUCUGCGUCCCUCAGAUGUGCAUAUCAGUUGGGGCCCUAGGCAAUACUCCUCUGAGUCUGGCUUUCAUUCAGCAUAACAUUGUUCAGUGCUUCCUGGACCUCGCAGGAUUCUAGCCCUGGAAAUCUAAGCCCCAGCCUGGUCAUAAAACGGACAACUGACAGUCUGUCUUCCACUGGGUUAAAUGCAGGGGCGGUUUGAAAGGAUAUUGAAGUUCGAAUAACACACAUUCACUUGUAUGUAGAUUUUCUUAAUGGGUAAAAAGAUAAAGAAGGAAGCAGAACCUCCCCAUAAGGAUGUGUUCGACCCAUUAACAGUUGAAAGCAAAAAUGUAGCAACUGUGGUGUUAAUGCUUAAUUCUCCAGAAGAGGAAAUUUUGGCAAAAGCUUGUGAAGGAAUUUAUAGAUUUGCUUUAAAAGGUGAGGAAAAUAAAACAACCCUCCUUGAACUCGGAGCUGUGGAACCUUUAACUAAACUGCUCACCCAUGAAGACAAAAUUGUCAGAAGAAAUGCUAAUAUGAUAUUUGGGAUCCUGACUUCUAAUAGUGAUGUGAAAAAAUUGUUAAGGGAGUUGGAUAUCUUGAGUCAUGUUAUUGCUCAGCUUGCUCCAGAAGAAGAAGUAAUUAUCCACGAGUUUGCUAGUCUUUGCCUGGCAAACAUGUCUGCGGAGUACACCAGCAAAGUGCAAAUAUUUGAGUGCGGCGGAUUAGAGCCCCUCGUCAGACUGCUGAGCAGCCCUGACCCUGAUGUGAAGAAGAAUUCUAUUGAGUGCAUUUACAACUUGGUCCAGGAUUUUCAGUGUCGAGCUACACUUCCAGAGCUAAAUGCCAUCCCUCCUAUAUUAGAACUCUUGAAUUCAGAAUAUCCAAUUAUUCAGCUGUUGGCUCUCAAAACCUUAGGUGUCGUUACAAAUGAUAAAAAGUCACGAGUACUGCUAAGAGACAAUCAAGGAGUGGACCAGCUUAUUAAGAUCCUAGAAACUAAGGACUUGAGUGACCUUCAUACAGAAGCGCUGUUAGUGAUAGCCAAUUGCCUUGAAGAUAGGGAUACUAUGGUGCUCAUUCAGCAGACUGGGGGUCUUAAGAAGCUCCUGACAUUUGCAGAAAACUCUACAAUUCCUGAUAUUCAGAAGAAUGCAGCAAAGGCAAUCACCAAGGCUGCGUAUAACUCUGAAAAUAGAAAGUUUUUCCAUGAACAAGAGGUUGAAAAGUGCCUUAUAGCCCUGUUGGGUUCUGAAAAUGAUGGAACUAAAAUUGCUGCUUCCCAGGCCAUUUCAGCAAUGUGUGAGAAUACGGACAGCAAGAAGGUUUUCAAUACCCAGGGGAUUCCGCAGUUAAUCCAGUUGCUGAAAAGCGACAGUGAAGAGGUGGGAGAAGCGGCCGCGCUUGCCCUGGCCAACCUGACCACCUGCAACCCGGCUAAUGCGAACGCUGUCGCAGAAGCUGAUGGGAUCGGCCCAUUAAUAAACACCCUGUCCAGCACGCGAGAAGGGGCCAUCGCCAGUGCUGCGGCCGCCUUAACCAACAUGGCCAUGCAGGAGCCUCUGCGCGUGGCCAUCCAGGCCCGCGGCGUCAUGCAGGCCCUCCUCGGGCCUCUGCGUUCGGCCAGCACCGUGGUGCAGAGCAAGGCGGCUCUGGCCGUCGCUGCCACUGCCUGUGACUUUGAGGCCCGGACAGAGUUAAGAAAUUUAGGGGGGCUGGAACCCCUGGUGGAGCUCCUGCGCUCUAAGAAUAGUGAAGUCCGGAGGCACGCGAGCUGGGCUGUGAUGGUCUGCGCCAGCGAUGAAUUGAUGGCCACCGAAUUCUUCCGGCUUGGGGCUUUAGAUAUCCUUGAAGAUAUUAAUCUUUCAGUAACUCGACAAAAUAAAUUCAGUGAGGCAGCUUAUAACAAAUUGCUCAACUACAACCUGUCCCUGAAAUAUAGCCAGAUGGGAUAUUUGUCAUCAAGCAAUAUCAUUAGUGAUGGAUUCUAUGAUUAUGGACGGAUAAAUCGUGGCACCAAACUUUUGCCUCUGAAGGAACUCUGCUUGGAAGAACCGAGUGGUCUGCGUGCUACACUCUUAAUUAACUGUAAACCUUCUGAUGUGAAAAACAAUCACCAUUUUAGUGCUGGAUUUGGAUCUCCCACCGAAGAGAAAUUGGAACCUACUUCUGGACGAAAUACAGCUCUUAGCAAAAGUGCCAUCAAAGAAAGAGGAAUGAGAAAGUCUCAGCCAAAGCAAGAUAUACCCUCCCUGGAAAGGAAAGGCAAAGGAGAGAAAGAAGAAGAAAAAAUUACUGGAGAAGGAAGCCCUGAAAAAGACUGGCACCCUCCCUGUGACCCUGACUUCUGUGUGUAUGUGCAUGAAGUGACCAAGUCAAUUCUUCCCAUAAUGAAUAUUAAGGUACAGAUUGAGACUCUUGCAAAGUAUGUGGCAGAAAAAAUGGGUGGUAAAGUUUCAAAAGAGAAACUUAACGAUUUCAACUGGGAACAUCACUUAAGUGAACUAAAAUUUCAACUUAAAUCCAAUGUUAUACCAAUUGGACUCAUCAAGAAAGGAGUCUUCUAUCAUCGAGCUUUGCUUUUCAAGGCUCUGGCUGAUAAAAUUGGUGUCGGUUGCUCUCUGGUUCGAGGGGAGUAUGGCAGAGCCUGGAAUGAAGUUAAGCUGAUGAGUGAAACUCGUAAGGUUGGGGGUGUCCCACCCCUUGAAGGAUACAUAGUUGACCUCAUGUUUUCUCCAGGUGGACUGAUAAAGUUAAGAAGUAGAGAAGCAGAACUUUACAGAAAUUUCUGAACUAUCAAAUGAAUACAAAAGAGAUUCAAACAAAAAUUUUAUUUAUACUUUUGAAAUGGACCAUUUUAUUUUAUUUUAUUUUAUUUCUUUAAAUAAAAGAUUUAGAAAUGUUCUCUCUGAGAAGUAAAAGAACAGUUGGAUCUGAUUUCAGGCUUUUGACCUUCUGACUAGGUCAUAUUAUACUCUCUGUGCCUUAUGUAAAGUAUAUAUAUAAUUGUCAAAAUUAACCCAAGCUGAUUCGUAAGGAGCAUCUCUGCUCUUCAGUAUCCAAAUGUAGAAUCACUCACUUGUUCCCAGGGCAAAUCUAUGACCUCAUGACUGUCAUGCCUCAUGCCCAGAAUGCCUCAAGAACACUUGGUUCAGUGUUUUUAAAGUAUCUUCUGUCAUCUUGACUCAAUUUCAUACCGAUCAUUGACUGUUUGCUUUUUUGUUCAUGUUUCCUAAAACUGAUCAUUCAGAACACCAACACAAGUUAAUAUGCUUCACUGAACUAAAAAUAUUUCUAUAAAUUUUCCAUAAGUUACAUUUAUCUUUGUCUUGUCUAUGUGGAUCCAAUUUAAAAACAAUUCUGCUUCAAUGCAAUUUAAUGCGUGGUUACAAAAAAAAAUAUUUUAAAUCAUAAAGUUUAAAAGUUCUUUCUUUGGAGAUUUUUGAAAUACAAAAACAGAAUGAAUCUUUGCCGAUACAUUGUUUUCAGUACUGAGCAUAAAAUGGGGAGCCAACCCAUUUCAGACCUUAAGCAAAAAAAAGAUGUGUCUCAGGAAAUAUACAUUUCCUUGAACCUCAAGUUUUGAUAAUCAUCUUACAGAUUUUUUUGUAAUUAGUUUGAUUUUAGAAAUUAAGGCUAAGGUUAUUC
Messenger RNA from Condylura cristata (star-nosed mole), 3770 nucleotides. Its product is annotated as armadillo repeat-containing protein 3-like. The transcript is spliced from 22 exons. The coding region runs from base 395 to 2914 and encodes 839 amino acids. The record is from RefSeq and is a predicted model, not a curated record. Gene Ontology annotation, molecular function: protein binding. NCBI's taxonomy places the organism in Eukaryota, Metazoa, Chordata, Mammalia, Eulipotyphla, Talpidae.